AUGUCGAAUCCCAACUUCAUCGUCCACGACUCCGAAGCCGAAUCUGACGAUGCAAUCCCGGAUGAGCACCAUCAAAACCGACAGCUACAGCCAGCCGCUGACGCUCCCUUCCUUUCGGAAUCCACCAACCCCGCCAGCACCGAUGAAAUCCAGCGGGAAGGGAUCGAUAAAGCGCAUGCAGCGCUUCCCUCGACUGGCACGAUAGCCCCACAGGUCCCUGCCGACCCUCUAUCAGAAAGGACGAAAGCGAAGCGACGGCAGACUACAGAUGGGAGGUUAGAGAAGGAUAUAUACGCUUUCGAUGCGUCAGAGGAGGAUGAAGACGCUCGCCCAAACAAACGGAAGCGGCCGCUACCAGCCGAGAAGAAGAAUAAGACGACAUUCAACAGAGACGACUACGAGACUGUCAGUGACUACGGUGACGGGAGGAAGAAGCCCAGCAGUAAGAAGAAGCCGGCAAAGCGGGCAAAGUCUACUGGUGGCAUGUCAAUUAUAGACUCUAACGGAUCCGACGAGGAUGAUUGGCGGCCCAGUAUGGCGAAAACCCCGACAUUGGGGAGGAAAUCUACAAGGAAUAAUACGCAUGAAGUGGAUUUAUUGCCGCCGCUGCCAAAGCCGAAAAGGAAACCCAAGGAAUCUCCGAGGAUAACUACUACUUCUACUACGGGUCUGGAAUUUGAUGGGGACCUCACUCUCAACUUCAAUCGGAGCACUGAGUUCCAAGUUACUGGGACAGAAGGGCCAACCCCACCAACGCCACAUAAUUUCAUGGUAGAUCUUAGUAAGGACCAUCUAGUCCUCCCCGAGGAGCGUCGCGCGGAGUACGACCCUGUUCCAGUGUUGUACUCGUCCACGGAACUACCGGAGAAUCCACCUGGCAAUGGCGCCUACGGUACACCAGACCUACUCAGUACAAUUCCCGACCCCCCAUAUGAUCCCUCGCUGCUCAGUACGAUUCCAGACCCCCCAUAUGAUCCCUCACUGCGGUCAUCACAGAUCGAGUUUCAACAUUUGGAUCCCCCACAUGCAGCUCCUCUAGCAGCUGCACCAGCACCUUCCGACAGCACACUAUCAUCUCUCCAGAACAGCCCGCCUCAGGAUAAGCCACCAGCAAAAAAAGCAAAAAAGCGUGCCGCAACAGACCAGAAUCUUGAUUUUACCGCAGAUAACGGCUUCGGCGCAUUCCCAAUUGCCUCCGAGUGGCGCGCAGCAAAGGGGAAAGCCAGGCAAGGGAUGUCACAAGCUGCUCCACGUCGCAAGACAAUGAACGACUUUGACCCCGAAUCAGGAGACGAUGACGCCUGGGUUGGCGAGGUAAAAAACACAAAGAAAAAGAAACCUGUAGCGAAGAAGCGGAAAUCUGCAGUGGUUGAAGAGGAUGGGGGCACAGAGGUGCAAAAGCAGAAGGCGAAGGCAAAGAGAAGUAAAAGCAAGCCAAUUGAGACUGUGACGAUCUCAGACUCCGAGGAUGAGUUAGCGGUGCAUCCUACAGUGAGACGAUCAGCCACAGUUCAAGUUUCUGGUACUAGUUCUCGCAAAGAUGCGACAGCAAUUAUGGUAGGCACCAAGACGGAUGUCACUCCAAACCCUGGAGAGGAGUUCUCGGGCUCCAUUGCAGUGACUAAUAGUCUUCCAUCGGUUGAGCCCAGUGAAGACCAACUCAUGCCUAAGCCCAAAAAAGUACACAAAUGGCAAAUGCUCAAGAAGCAGGCCGUCACAGGAAGCAAUGAGAGUGGAUCUCCUCUGUCUUCCAUCUCAGUCAUGAACAUGAAUGAUGCCCCUCUUCCCCCUCCCUCUUCUCCUCCAGUCCCUGUGCCCCUCGAACCAAAGGAAAACCCAGAGCCUAAAAAGAAUCUCCCUGCGCAAAGACGCAAGAGCAAGAAGGAAGACUCUGAUGAAGAAGAUUGGGACGGCGAUCUGGAGCCCAAGAAAAAUCAGAAGAAGGAAACCAAGCCUAAGGCCCCACGUGCGACCAAGAAAGCAGCUGCAGCAAGGGAGGAGAAGGCGCGGUUGUCCAACGAGAUGGUGAAGGAUUCUGAUGAUGACGGGGAGAACGUGGAGGAUCUUGCUCAAGCGGAGCCCGUGAAGAAGGCACCUACAAAGAAGGAGCCUAAACUCUCUAGAGCUGCGGCAGCUAAGGCAAAAAGAGAAAAGGAGAGGAUAGAGGCAGAGGCAGAAGAGACCGCCGACGAAGAGGACGGGGAGAAGAAGGAGGCUGCUCCACCACCGCCGCCGCCGCCACCACCGCGGCAGCCUCUCAAGGUAGAGACGCAGCCCGAAACACCGAGCAAGAAGCCUGCGGAGAAGGGGAAGUCCAAGACCCUGCAUAGUCCGAUUAAUAAGGGGCCUGUUAAGUUCCGAGUUGGGCUGAGUAGGAGGGCACAUAUUGAGCCGUUGCUGAAGAUCAUAAGGAAGUAA
Messenger RNA from Morchella importuna, 2418 nucleotides. RefSeq lists its product as uncharacterized. Lineage: Eukaryota; Fungi; Ascomycota; Pezizomycetes; Pezizales; Morchellaceae. The record is from RefSeq and is a predicted model, not a curated record. The coding region runs from base 1 to 2418 and encodes 805 amino acids. The transcript is spliced from 2 exons.